Nicotiana attenuata is the source of this 1050-nucleotide messenger RNA. RefSeq names its product hevamine-A. Gene Ontology annotation, molecular function: chitinase activity. Gene Ontology annotation, cellular component: extracellular region. NCBI's taxonomy places the organism in Eukaryota, Viridiplantae, Streptophyta, Magnoliopsida, Solanales, Solanaceae. Bases 64 to 951 code for a protein of 295 amino acids. The record is from RefSeq and is a predicted model, not a curated record. Gene Ontology annotation, biological process: carbohydrate metabolic process. The transcript has a single exon.
UUCCUUUCUAUUAAUAGUCUCCAUCAUAUCACCAAUAUUGAAUUACCAUAUACUCUAUCCAAAAUGGCCACCAAACAUCAAUUUCUUUCUUCUGUCUUAUUCCUAGCUCUUGUCCAAACCUCAAUUGCUGGUGGCAUAUCCAUUUACUGGGGCCAAAACGGAAACGAAGCAACCUUAAACGAAACCUGUGCCUCAGGCAGAUAUUCCUAUGUCAACUUAGCCUUCCUUAACAAAUUCGGAAAUGGCCAAACCCCAGAAAUCAAUCUUGCCGGCCACUGCAAUCCCGCUGUCAACGGAUGCACAAUCAUUGGCCCACAAAUCAAACACUGUCAAAAAUUAGGUGUCAAAGUAAUGUUGUCUAUUGGUGGUGGCGUUGGAAAUUACUCUUUAGCUUCCAAAAAAGACGCCAAAAUUGUUGCACGUUAUUUAUGGAAAACAUUUUUGGGAGGACGUUCCUCUUUUAGGCCUUUAGGAAAUGCUAUUCUUGACGGAAUUGACUUUGAUAUUGAGCUUGGAUCAUCUCUUUUUUAUGAAGAUUUAGCUAAAUACUUGAAAGUUUAUGGUAGAAUUGGAAGAAAAGUGUACUUAACUGCAGCUCCACAAUGCCCAUUUCCAGAUAGAUUGCUUGGUACUGCUUUAAAUACAGGGCUUUUUGACUUUGUUUGGAUUCAAUUUUACAAUAAUCCUCCUUGUCAGUAUACUCCUAAUAAUACUGAUAAUCUAAAAAAUUCUUGGAUACGGUGGACGUCGUCGGUGAAGGCUAGAAGGAUAUUUUUAGGGCUUCCGGCGGCACCACAAGCUGCCGGAAGUGGGUUCAUUCCGACGGAUGUGUUGACCGGCGAGAUUCUUCCGGUGAUUAAAAAGUCGCGCAAGUAUGGUGGUGUUAUGUUGUGGUCAAAAUUUUGGGAUGAGCAAACUGGAUAUAGUGCUUCAAUUCUGAAAAGUGUGUGAAAAUUGUUUGUGGGUAAUUUAGAAAUAAUUAAAGCCGAAAGGCUAUGAAUUAAGCAUUUGUCGAUGAAAAACCAUUUGGAUUUUUCUACCUUUCUGAAA